AUGCAGUACUACUUCCUAGUUUGGAAUGGAGCAUCAGGUUCAGAGGAUUUGUCGACAGUUACCCGCCUUUGUGAACAUACAGAAGACAUAGGAGAUGUAGUUUCUAAUAUCCUGGCGGAGGGGUGGGUACAAGAUUUUGCCAUCUUGCUAAAACUCGCGAUUGAGAAAGUUCGAGAUCUAGUUUUUAAUGACUCGGAGUCUGGUGAAAAGGCCACUGUAUAUGAAUCUGCUGUCAUAGAAGCUGUGACAGAGUUUGGAAGAGCAGCAGAGCAAGUAACAACGAGGAGGACAAAUCUGAUCUGUAUGAUGAAGAUGAUGGAGUUGAACGAUGCCGAGUCGAAUCAACUUGUUUGUGAAACUGCAAAGAGCCCUGAAGAUAGCAGGGUUACCCCACUGCUAUUCAGGGCCGUAAAGGUAGACAGUACUUUGAUGGGCCAUUGGGACUUUCUGGGCUUUGAUUAG
This is a messenger RNA of Linum tenue, 462 nucleotides long. The record is from the annotation of a GenBank genome assembly. Lineage: Eukaryota; Viridiplantae; Streptophyta; Magnoliopsida; Malpighiales; Linaceae.